Pyricularia oryzae 70-15 is the source of this 156-nucleotide messenger RNA. RefSeq lists its product as uncharacterized. Bases 1 to 156 code for a protein of 51 amino acids. The record is from RefSeq and is a predicted model, not a curated record. NCBI's taxonomy places the organism in Eukaryota, Fungi, Ascomycota, Sordariomycetes, Magnaporthales, Pyriculariaceae. The transcript has a single exon.
AUGAUGAUUGACAAGGGCAACGAAAGUAGCCAAUCCGGAGCCAUCGCAAAGAGUGAUGGGGUACGAGCCUCGGAGCGUCUCCCAAACAUCUUCGCCACUGCUCAACGCUCCAGCAUCCAGCAGAUAGGCAGUGUUACGUGGAAGGCCAUCGUCUAG